Aspergillus sclerotioniger CBS 115572 is the source of this 648-nucleotide messenger RNA. RefSeq lists its product as uncharacterized. NCBI's taxonomy places the organism in Eukaryota, Fungi, Ascomycota, Eurotiomycetes, Eurotiales, Aspergillaceae. Bases 1 to 648 code for a protein of 215 amino acids. The record is from RefSeq and is a predicted model, not a curated record. The transcript has a single exon.
AUGGCAUCAAACCGCUCAGAGGUCCUCCUUCUGUGCCUUGCAUAUUCAGACUUCAUCGAUGUCAUGUACCAACGCCUCUUCAACCGACUGAGAGAAUUGGGCCAACCGAAACGCGCCAAAACGGCUGCCGGGGUCAUACGUUACCUUGCGACAAACACCCCCCGAGCCAUCAUCGUCGCGGAUCAAGGUAUCACUGAGCCCGAAAAUCGCACCGUCGUGGAGAAGCUCGUGUCCUACGUUCGUAACGGUGGCGUGGCCAUCGUUGGCCUACACUUCCCCAACUUUGCAUCUUGUGAAGGAAUCGACAGCUUCUUUCAGCAGGCAUUCGGGCUGCCGUGGGCGCACGGGGAUUAUCACCGGUGCAUGUUCGCAUUCAAUCCCGCGUGUACCCUCCCCCCCGGGAUUGUGCCCAGCUCGUUCCCUGGGUCAUACAGCAUGAAGGUGCUUCAUAUUCAGCACGCGCGCUCCCACGAGAAGUUGUUCGUUCCCGUCGAAGGGGCCCAGUCUGCUUUCCUAUCGAUAUCCGCCGACCCGGAGCAAGCUGCGGUGGUGGGAGCGAAGGUGGGAAAUGGAUACGUAUUUUAUUCCGGGGACAUCUACCCGCAGGAGGAAUCGGAUCAGGUCAUUCUAUCUCUGUGUGGCUAUUGA